This is a messenger RNA of Scomber scombrus (Atlantic mackerel), 5589 nucleotides long. RefSeq names its product focal adhesion kinase 1-like. Gene Ontology annotation, cellular component: focal adhesion; cytoskeleton. Gene Ontology annotation, molecular function: ATP binding; protein tyrosine kinase activity. Gene Ontology annotation, biological process: protein phosphorylation; signal complex assembly. The record is from RefSeq and is a predicted model, not a curated record. The transcript has 33 exons. The coding region runs from base 230 to 3487 and encodes 1085 amino acids. NCBI's taxonomy places the organism in Eukaryota, Metazoa, Chordata, Actinopteri, Scombriformes, Scombridae.
AGACAGGGAGAGACAGAGAGGGACCCAGGACGGACAGAUACAGUCAGCAAGCCGGCUCUAAUAUCAACGGGCGUAUGUGUGAAAGUCAAACAUACUGACUGGAAAAGGGUGGCCGGUCACGGGGAGUGGGUGCGGGCCGGGCUGCAGAGCUGAAGCCGAUAUUUCCAGAAUAUCACACUACUCUGAAUAUGACAACCAGUUAGCCCCAGCAGGAACAUCUGAGUCAGGCAUGGCGUCGUCUUCCUACUUGGAACCCAACCUCAAUCACACCGCAGCGGGUGGUUGUGGGGUUAAAUCCCGGUCUGGAAUGCCAGGUGGUACUGGUGUUGGUACCAGCGGCUCUGCAGGAGGUCUUGAGCGGCCUCCAGCCUCCAUGGACCGGGUUCUGAAGAUUUUUCAUUACUUUGAGACAAACAGCGAACCAUGCACCUGGGCCAGUAAUAUUAGACACGGCGACGCUACAGAUGUUAGGGGUGUUAUCCAGAAGAUAGCAGAGAUCCACAAAUUACGCUGUGUGUCCUCUCUUGGCCUCCGUUUGACCCAUCUGCACUCUGAAGGACUCCAUUGGUUACAUCCUGACUUGGGUGUGUCUCAUGUCAGGGAGAAGUAUGAGAAACAGCACCCACAGGAGGAGUGGAGGUAUGAGUUGCGGAUGCGGUACCUUCCAAAAGGUUACCUCAGUCAUUUCUCUGAAGACAAACCCUCUCUCAACUACCUCUAUCACCAGGUGAAGAGUGACUACAUGCAACAUGCAGCUGAUCUGGUGGAUCAAGAUGUUGCUUUGAAACUGGGAUGUUUGGAAAUAAGGAGGUUCUUCAGAGAGAUGCCAGGCAACGCCCUGGAUAAGAAAUCUAAUUACGAACUACUAGAGAAAGAUGUUGGUCUGAGAAGGUUUUUCCCCAAAAGCCUGCUGGACUCUCUCAAGGCAAAGACUCUCCGUAAGCAGAUCCAGCAGACCUUUAAGCAGUUUGCUAACCUCAAUGAUGAGCAGAGCAUCCACAAGUUCUUUGAGAUACUCUCUCCUAUCUACCGCUUCGACAAGGAGUGCUUCAAAUGUGCAUUAGGGUCUAGUUGGGUAAUAUCAGUAGAGUUAGCUAUCGGACCAGAGGAAGGAAUCAGCUACCUCACAGAUAAGGGCUCAACACCUACACAUUUAGCUAACUUUAACCAGGUUCAGUCCAUCCAGUAUUCUGCUUUAGAAGAGAAGGACAGGAAAGGCAUGCUGCAACUCAACGUGGCAGGAGCUCCAGAGCCUCUCACAGUCACCACGGCAUCGCUGACUACAGCAGAAAACAUGGCUGACUUGAUUGACGGCUACUGUCGACUUGUCUCCUCAGCUACUCACUCCUUCAUUGUCAGAGUCCACAAAGAGGGAGACAGAGCUCUGCCUUCCAUCCCAAAAGUUUCAAAUCAUGAGAGGCGGAUGGAAAAACGGAUGGAAGGAGUACGGACCAGAGCUGUUUGUGUCUCAGAAACAGAUGACUAUGCUGAGAUCAUAGAUGAGGAGGACACCUAUACCAUGCCUUCAACUCGGGACUAUGAGAUUCAGCGGGAUCGUAUUGAGUUGGGACGUUGCAUAGGUGAGGGCCAGUUUGGAGACGUCCACCAAGGAGUGUACAUCAGCACGGAGAAUCCGGCGUUGUCUGUGGCAGUGAAGACGUGUAAAAACUCGACGUCAGACAGCGUAAGGGAGAAGUUUCUCCAGGAAGCAUUGACCAUGCGCCAGUUUGACCAUCCUCACAUUGUGAAGCUGAUGGGAGUCAUUACAGAGAAUCCAGUCUGGAUCAUCAUGGAGCUCUGCACACUUGGAGAGUUACGUUCAUUCCUGCAGGUGAGGAAGUACAGUCUGGAUCUGGCCUCUCUCAUCCUGUACUCCUACCAGCUCAGCACAGCAUUGGCCUAUCUGGAGAGCAAACGCUUUGUACACAGGGACAUAGCAGCACGGAACGUGUUGGUGUCUACAGUCGACUGUGUGAAGCUGGGGGACUUUGGUCUGUCGCGAUACAUGGAAGAUAGCUCUUAUUAUAAAGCAUCAAAAGGUAAACUGCCUAUUAAAUGGAUGGCUCCAGAAUCCAUCAAUUUUAGACGAUUUACUACAGCCAGUGAUGUCUGGAUGUUCGGCGUCUGCAUGUGGGAGAUUCUUAUGUACGGCAUCAAGCCUUUCCAGGGUGUGAAGAACAACGAUGUCAUUGGCAGGAUAGAGAAUGGUGAACGACUGGCUAUGCCACCUCAGUGCCCUCCUACUCUCUACAGCUUGAUGACAAAGUGUUGGUCGUAUGAUCCCAGCAAGAGGCCGCGCUUCACUGAACUCAAAACACAACUGAGCACUAUAUUAGAGGAGGAGAAGCUCCAGCAGAAAGAGAGGAACAGGAUGGAGAUGAGGAGGCAGGUCACUGUUUCGUGGGAUUCGGGAGGGUCUGAUGAAGCACCACCAAAACCUAGUAGACCAGGCUAUCCAAGUCCUCGCUCCAGUGAAGGAUUUUACCCCAGCCCCCAACAUCCUGGACACUACCAGAUGGCUGGAUAUCCUGGCCCUCACACACUCCCCUCUGUGCCUAGUGCCCUGUACCCCCCGCCGGCGGCAAUGCUGGACACACACCACGCCCACACACACCCCCGCCACCAUGUCCACACACACUCGCAUGUACAGCACCUUCCCCAGCCACAUGGACAGGACAUGGCACUGUGGGGUUCAGCAAUCGAGGACAGGGCAGUAGACAUGCAGCAGUGUGUAGACCAGCAGUGCCUGUUCAUGGAGGAUCAGCUGAUGAUACAACAACAGCAGAUGGAGGAGGAUCAGAGGUGGCUGGAGCAGGAGGAAAUGCUGCUGAAACCAGACACCAGAAGUUCUAGAGGGAGUCUGGACAGAGAGGAAAGUGGACUGCAGCCACCAACAGGAAACCAGCACAUAUACCAGCCCGUUGGCAAACCAGAGCAUGCAGCUCCCCCAAAGAAACCCCCCCGACCUGGGGCCCAGAGCCAAGUGGGUAGUCUGACCUGUCUAAACACCGGGGACAGUUACAACGAUGGUGUGAAGCUGCAGCCCCAAGAGAUAAGCCCACCUCCCACUGCCAAUCUGGAUCGCUCCAACGACAAGGUGUAUGAGAACGUGACGGGGUUGGUCAAAGCUGUGAUCGAGAUGUCGAGCAAAAUUCAACCAGCUCCUCCAGAGGAAUAUGUUCCCAUGGUCAAGGAUGUGGGUCUGGCAUUGAGGACGUUAUUGGCCACAGUAGAUGAGACCCUACCACAACUUCCAGCCAGUACUCACAGAGAGAUUGAGAUGGCACAAAAGCUUUUGAACUCUGACCUGGCGGAGCUGAUCGGAAAGAUGAAGUUAGCCCAACAAUAUGUGAUGACCAGUCUUCAGCAGGACUAUAAGAAGCAGAUGCUGACAGCAGCUCACGCUCUUGCCGUCGAUGCCAAGAAUCUGCUGGAUGUCAUCGACCAAUCUCGGCUCAAGAUGAUGGCCCACUCCCGCCCACACUAGCCCCAUUUCAGCUGAGCCGGUCUGCUAUUUGACAGACGGACUCAAUAUGGUUACUGUUAGCAUUGGAGAACUAAAGACUCCUGGAUUAGUGACGUCAGCCGUUACUCCUGAUGCGUGACAGUUGAUGGAGCUGACAGCUUUACAUGAAAGGAAAAAACAGUGGUGUCUGAUAUUUUGACAACAGUCUGUGAAGAAUCAUUAGUUGUUGAAUCCUGUGUAUGCCGAGGUAAUCAGUUCAUUUGGGAUUUAACUCUCCACCACUGUGACUGUUCCUUAGUACAAGAACAGAGCAAAAACUAUUCCUGAAUCAGGGACUUGGCAGCUUCACUCUCUAUGGACUGGAAUAUAAAUAAUAACGAGUGGUUAGGUUCUGAAUUUACUGACAUCGGCCUGUAAUUGAGUGGAAUACAACUUUAAAGAAAAAAGCCAUCAGAAGCUGAUUGACUGCGUUUGACCUGCAACGUAUCUGUAAGAACAUGAACAGCACCCAUAUGAGCAUAGUCCAGGGGGAGAGGACUAAACAUCAGCCAGUCGCAGCUGGCAGCAGUCAGUACGUUUGUUGACAUCAUGAGUUUUGGCGCUUGGAUGUGAAACUCCUUCCUGAGUUGUAAUACAUCCACAUCGCCAUAAAUCAGUGGGCAGAUAAAACCUUUCGGCUUUCGUGGUUGUGGGCGGAUGAUUCAAGAAAAUUCACCAUAAAGGCAGCCUCAGUUUGGUCUCGGAAAAGCAGCCUUUCACCCUCCGUUGCUCCUCCUUUCACUCUCUCUCUCUCUCUCUCUCGCUCUCUCUCUCUCUUCCAUCCGUUCCCGUCUUUCCUCCGUCUCACCAGGUUUUAUUUAUAGACUCAGAAAUUGCAGAGGAAACGAAAGGAGAGACGAGAAGAGCAGAUUAAAACCUGUGGACUAUCUCUCCUCUCCUCUCUUUAUGCUGUCACUUUGCCUUCCUGUCGUUCUCACUGCUCCUCUUUUCCUGCAGUCUUCCUCAGCUCCGAUCUGAGCAGGUUUUUAAAGACUCCAAAAAUGUGAAGAAUCCAGCUGUGUCAUGCUAAACCCCACAGACAGGAAACUCCCUACUCGCACUCUAUCUUAGUGUACUCUUUUUAUCGGCCAGCUCCAUGUUUUGUUUUGUUUUUUGUUUGUUUUUUUGUGUUGUUCUGAGCAGUUGCAGUUCACAGUCUUCUUCCUCUAUACUGAAAACUGUUUGUGACGUGGAAUACAAGCAGAUAUUCAAUCCCAGCAUUGAGUCUGAUGAGCAGCGAAUAAAGAAGUUGGCACAUGAGGGUUCAGUCCUCAGUCCCAAAUGGGUGCCUACUUUCUGCUCAUCUUAGAGGAAGAGGAGGAGCGGACAUCAUCAUCAUUAUCAUCUUGGGCAGGAUCAUGUCACUUUGUCUCUCUCCUCGCCUGCAGUCCCAGUAUCGUCCAGUUUGUUCCCUGUGUGAAACUGGUGUCCCACCUUUAACUGUCCCCUCACCCACUGGUGUCACAAAGUGAUUUCCCGGGAACACAAACCAACCACACAACUGGAACCUUUUUGUGCUUUGAGUCCCAGUUUCUGUCAGGUGUAACACUUUCAAGAUGUCCCCGGCCUGGUCUCACUCCUGACGAGAGUCACCAGGGAAACUAACACACACACAAAUGAAAUGUGGAGCCACAUGACUGGAACUCGUCUUGCAGACACAAAACACUGAACUGAACAUGCAGCAGAACACUUGUGUCUUUGUUAAUACUGAACCCACAGGGAGUAUGACGUACUGCUAUAUGACAUGUACUGGUGACUGUACCAGUAUAGCAUGAUAUACUGGUAUGGUGAAGAGCAUAUUUGCACAGCACCAAAAAAAGAAUCUGAUUUGUUUCACCCUAUUUUACCCAGAUUUGAUUUCUGUGUUUAGCCAGCAAUGAAACUAUCAAAUCCUUGGGUGUUAUAGGGAUACAAAUGUAAAAGAAAAACAAACAAACAAGCAAAACAAUCUAUUUUAUCUCUUUGUUGUUGCGUAAAUCUGCUCAUGUUGGUAUAUUGUAAGCUAUACUGGUGUGUAUCACUGGUAAAUUGUACAGAACUCGUACUAGUAAACACUGGUUUUUAUUUUGUCUUCUGGGCUAAAU